Messenger RNA from Drosophila eugracilis, 3154 nucleotides. RefSeq names its product acetyl-coenzyme A synthetase (gene AcCoAS). The record is from RefSeq and is a predicted model, not a curated record. Gene Ontology annotation, molecular function: AMP binding; acetyl-CoA synthetase activity. The transcript has 6 exons. The coding region runs from base 627 to 2639 and encodes 670 amino acids. Lineage: Eukaryota; Metazoa; Arthropoda; Insecta; Diptera; Drosophilidae.
AAAACACUAAAGAGAAAACGUGCUGAGAGCUAGCCAGUCAACGAUAAGAACUCAAUGUAGAAUUUAUUAAGAGAGUCACCGAAUCGAGAAACCACUCAAUUUCGUAAUAAUACGGAUCAGCUUGGAACGGCGUGCUUGGGCGGAUUUAAAAACAACAUUUAACACUGUUGCCGGGACAGGCAAUGGCGCACGCCACCGCAUCCAGCCAUCACCUGAUUGAUGAUGGACCGACCGAUGACACACCUACCUCUCUGGAAAGUUACGCCGUGCUUGGCCGAUAAGGAUGUAUCAAGUCGCGCCUUGAAAUUAUUCCCGAUCAAGACGAUAAGCCCUCUAAGAAGCGCCGCCCAUGUACCAUUGAACUUGACGAGCGUGUUCGUUAAAGCUUUUCCAUCCAAAAAAGCUACGUCAACAGAGGCGAAAAGCUUGGCGGUAGCUCACCGAAUGUUUAAUGCUCAAAGAGAACUCAUUCCGUGCGGUGCGAGAAGCGCGUGCUGCUCGAAAAACAAGCCCGAAAAUAAAUACAAUACAAUCGCACACAACACAAACUAAGGAUAAUUGCAAAACAGGAACAUAAUUCAAGGAAAUAUAUAGUUACACGAAAAAAACCACAAAUCAAAAACAAAAUGCCAGCGGAAAAAUCAAUAUACGAUCCAAAUCCGGCCAUCAGCCAAAAUGCCUACAUAUCCAGCAUGGAGGAGUACCAGAAGUUCUACCAGGAGUCACUGGACAAUCCAGCCGAAUUUUGGUCCCGUGUGGCCAAGCAGUUCCAUUGGGAAACACCCGCCGAUCCGGAGAAGUUCCUCAAGUACAACUUCAACAUCUCCAAGGGACCCAUUUCGAUUAAAUGGAUGGAGGGUGCCUCCACCAAUCUGUGCUACAAUCUCCUGGAUCGCAAUGUUAGGAAUGGUCUGGGCGACCAAAUAGCCUAUUACUGGGAGGGCAACCACCCCGACGACUAUUCCCGGGGUCUCACCUAUCGCAAGUUACUGGAGGAGGUGUGCCGCUUUGCCAAUGUGCUGAAAGAUCAUGGAAUCCGAAAGGGUGACCGUGUCUCCAUCUAUAUGCCAAUGAUCCUGGAGCUGCCCAUCGCGAUGUUGGCCUGCGCCCGUAUUGGAGCCGUGCACUCGAUCGUUUUCGCCGGAUUCUCACCAGAUUCAUUGGCGGAGCGAAUGUUCGACUGCAAGGCCAAGCUGUUGAUUACGGCUGACGGAGCCUGGCGUGGAGAGAAACCUCUGUACCUGAAGGCUCUGUGCGACACGGCUCUGGAGAAGGUCGAAGAGAUGGGACACUCCGUGGAGAAGUGCAUCGUGGUGUCGCAUUUGAAGCGCGUCACUGCUUGUCAGCCGGAUCAUGUUGAGGAAGAGAUCCCAUGGACCGACGACCGGGAUUACUGGUGGCACGAGGAGAUGGAGGACAAGGAGCCAGCCUGCUAUCCCGAAUGGAUGGACGCCGAAGAUCCGUUGUUCAUGCUCUACACCAGUGGUUCCACUGGCAAGCCCAAGGGAGUGCUCCACACCACCGCCGGAUAUCUGCUGUAUGCGGCCACAACCUUUAAGAUUGUCUUUGAUUACAAGCCUGGUGAUAUCUACUGGUGCACCGCCGAUGUUGGCUGGAUCACGGGACACACAUACGUGGUCUACGGACCACUGGCUAAUGGUGCCACUUCAGUGAUUUUUGAGGGCACCCCAUUCUUCCCUGGAAACGACCGGUACUGGAGUGUCAUUGACAAGUAUAAGGUCACCCAGUUCUACACGGCACCCACUGCUAUUCGGGCUUUGAUGAAGUACGGCGAGGGACCCGUGCUUAAGCAUAACCUGAGCGGGCUCAAAGUUUUGGGCAGCGUUGGUGAGCCAAUCAAUCCGGAGGCCUGGCUCUGGUACUACCGCCACAUUGGCAAGGAGCAGUGCUCUAUUGUGGAUACCUUCUGGCAGACAGAAACUGGAGGUCAUGUCAUCACACCCUUGCCAGGAGCUACGCCCAUGAAACCGGGUUCUGCUUCAUUCCCCUUCUUUGGCGUGAAGCCCACUCUGCUGGAUGAGUGCGGCAUUGAAAUUAAGGGCGAGGGCGAAGGCUACUUGGUCUUCUCUCAGCCUUGGCCUGGAAUGAUGCGCACCUUGUAUAAUAACCAUGAGCGGUUUGAGGACACCUACUUCUCAAAGUUCCCCGGUUUCUACUGCACUGGCGAUGGAGCCCGUCGCGAUGCUGAUGGUUAUCUCUGGAUCACUGGCCGUGUGGAUGACAUGUUGAACGUGUCUGGACAUCUGAUGUCCACCGCCGAGGUAGAGUCGGUUCUCACAGAGCAUCCUCGGGUGGCUGAGUCUGCCGUGGUUUCCCGUCCGCAUCCCGUCAAGGGCGAGUGCCUGUACUGCUUUAUUACACCUAACGAGAACGAGGUGUUUGACCAGAAACUGAUUUCUGACUUGAAAAAGAUGGUUCGUGAACGAAUCGGACCUUUUGCCAUGCCGGAUGUUAUCCAGAACGCUCCUGGAUUGCCAAAAACGCGGUCCGGCAAAAUCAUGCGACGUGUUCUGCGUAAGAUUGCGGUUAACGAUCGCAACGUGGGCGACACCUCAACCCUUGCCGAUGAGCAAAUUGUGGAGCAACUUUUUGCCAACCGGCCAGUGGAGGCCAAGUAGAUGGUAGCAGAUGGGCCAACUGGCAACGGCUAGGAUCCCUUCCCCAAAAGGCUUUCUCCGGCUUGCACUGACCACUCCACUCUGCCAUCGCAUUUCUACCACUUACGUAUCCCGAUUACGUAUCCUGUAAAUCUCCCCCUACUUAUAUGAAUUACCUAUUGCUUAAUGUUGGUCCCGUUCCGGGCUACGGCGUGGUUAGCACCUUCUAAAUUCUACCUAGUUUGUAAGCCCUAAGCCCUAAACGUGUGCGUAAGUAAGUCGGUUGGAUGGUUUCCAAUUUCAGUUACUAUCUAUCGUCUAUAUAAAUUCUUGUGUAUCUGCCUGUUCACAGUAGUUAACAUGCUCACAACGCACACAUUUUCCAGUUCUUUUGUUUCUUCGUUGUAGUCGUAGUUUAAGUUCUCGCUAAUUCGUUGUGAUACAAAUUUAAUUAUAUAUCUUACUUAUGUAUGUAUUUUUAGUAGAAUUGAUAUGAGACAAAAUAUAUACACAAUUCCAGUUGUAGCCACAAAUUA